AUGCUGUCCACCGGCCCCCUUCCGCGGCGGCUGCGGUCACGGUUUGGCCUUCUUGUGACCGGUUUCCUUGUCGUCUUCGUGUUUCUGUCGCGACACAUCCUCUACACAGCCUGGACACUCGCGUAUAUGCCCAUGGUAUGGUCAAGAGACGCACCCGCAUUUGUCAUUUCGCAGGCGCUUGACAACUUCGACAUCACCUUUGCCGACUACAAUGCCUCCCAGACCGAGGCCGGCUUCGACUACCCCGACCGCGUGCCCCCGGUCAUGCACCACGUCGUGCUUGGCUCCCGUCCCGCGCUGCCCGCCUGGACCGAGACCCGCCAGAGCUGCCUCGACUUCCACCAGGGCUGGGAGACACACUACUGGACCGACGAGACCGCCGCCGCGUUUGUCGCCGACAAGUUUCCCGAGGUCAAGGCCACCUGGGACAGCUAUCCCUUCCUCAUCCAGAAGGUCGACGCCCUGCGCUACAUGGUCCUGUACGAGUACGGCGGCGCCGUCCUCGACAUGGACCUGCGCUGCAAGCGCGCCCUCGGCCCGCUGCGCCGCUUCGGCUUCGUGGCCAUCGAGGCCAUGCCCGUCGGCUUCUCGAGCGGCUUCAUGAUGGCCGAGCGCCACAACCCCCUGGUCGGCGCCAUUGUCGACAGCCUCAAGGCGUACAACCACCGCUGGCUGGGCCUGCCCUACCCCACCGUCAUGUUCAGCACCGGCUGCCACUUUGCCUCCACCAUCCACGCCCUCCAGGCCAACCGCAGCGACUACAAGGUCCUGCGCGGGCCCGACGACAACCGCGACAUGCACAAGCUCAACGGCAAGGUCUCCACCCCCAUCUUCGACCACCUCGGCAGCUCCGCCUGGCACUCCUUUGACGGCGCCGCCAUCAUCAUGCUGCGCAACGCCCUCCCCUACCUCCUGCCCGUCCUGCUCGUCGUCGGCGUCGCCUCCAUCGUCUUCGCCAAGCGCCGCCGCCUCCGCCUGCUGCAGCGCCCCGUCCCCCACAUGCGCGAGCUGCUGCGCCACCAGCACGACGAGCAGCAGCACGACAAGUACGUCAGCGGCAGCGAGUCCAGCAGCACCGACGGCGACGACUCGGACGACGAGAAGGUCUUCCGCGACUUCUCGCCGCGCACGGCCAGCAGAGACUACCCGUCGGAUGGCAGCAGGCAUGUUUGA
This is a messenger RNA of Sporothrix brasiliensis 5110, 1173 nucleotides long. Its product is annotated as glycosyl transferase. The record is from RefSeq and is a predicted model, not a curated record. Lineage: Eukaryota; Fungi; Ascomycota; Sordariomycetes; Ophiostomatales; Ophiostomataceae. Gene Ontology annotation, molecular function: mannosyltransferase activity. The coding region runs from base 1 to 1173 and encodes 390 amino acids. Gene Ontology annotation, biological process: mannosyl-inositol phosphorylceramide biosynthetic process. The transcript has a single exon.